AUGGUGCACUACUACGUCCACAAGUCUAAAAAGACCUCGCAGUGGGUGGAAAUUGACAAACGACUUGGUAUUUUACGAGCCUCCUCAGUUGAUUUUCAACAGCACCACGCACAGCUCGUCUUGGAUAAGGAUAACGAGCUUUUCUCUCACCUCAAGAAUUUCGGUGAAAUUCCGAAGGAGGACUUUACUGUUCCUGGCCUUCACGAUGUCCGAGCUUCAAUGAUGGCUCGUGGAACCCCUGCCAACGAAUAG
Molecule: messenger RNA, 252 nt
Organism: Puccinia graminis f. sp. tritici CRL 75-36-700-3
Lineage: Eukaryota; Fungi; Basidiomycota; Pucciniomycetes; Pucciniales; Pucciniaceae
Exons: 2
Coding region: 1-252 (83 amino acids)
Source: RefSeq, a predicted model, not a curated record